This is a messenger RNA of Poeciliopsis prolifica (blackstripe livebearer), 1853 nucleotides long. Its product is annotated as E3 ubiquitin-protein ligase MARCHF11-like. The transcript has 4 exons. Gene Ontology annotation, biological process: protein ubiquitination. Gene Ontology annotation, molecular function: zinc ion binding; ubiquitin-protein transferase activity. Lineage: Eukaryota; Metazoa; Chordata; Actinopteri; Cyprinodontiformes; Poeciliidae. The coding region runs from base 264 to 1322 and encodes 352 amino acids. The record is from RefSeq and is a predicted model, not a curated record.
GCAGGAGGUUCGUUCGGGUUGUUUUCUGCUCCGGGGAGGAGCAGGAGGAACAUGGAGCGCCUCCGCGGCUCUCCGGAGCGCAGCAGGCGGUUCCAGCAGCGGGAGCUUCCGGCUGCUGAUGUGCAACUCUGCGAGCGGACCGAGCUUUAGCGAACCGAACCGAGCCGGCUUUCCCUGCGUCGCAGUAAAGGACGGGGAGGAGGAGGAGGAGGAAGAGGAGGAGGAGGCAUCUAUGCAAUUUUAUUUUGACUUUGCAUUUUAUUAUGAGCGCAGAGGAGGGAGAUGCGGGACCGGCGGCGGGAGCUCCGGCCGCCACGCAGCGCCUCACCUGGGAGGAGAGCGACCCGCUCCGCUCCCAAGGACGUCCGCAGCCCGACGGCGAGGAGGAGCCGCAGCCGAGAGAGGAGGAGGAGGAGGAGGAGGAAGAGGAGGAAGAGGGCCGCGCGCGUGCGGCUGACGCUGAGAAAAUAAGCGGGGAGGAAAACGGGGGCAACACUUCCAGCGAGGAGGGGGCGGUGGGGGGCAGAUGUGGCAAAACGCAGGAAAUGCCGUCAACCUGCAGCAGCGAGACGUGCAUCCCGACCCCGAGCUGCAGGAUCUGCUUCCAGGGAGCGGAACAGGGUGACCUGUUGAACCCGUGCCGCUGUGACGGCUCGGUCCGGUACACCCAUCAGCAGUGUCUGCUGAAGUGGAUCAGUGAGCGCGGCUGCUGGACCUGUGAGCUCUGCUGCUAUCGCUUCCAGGUCAUCGCCAUCAACAUGAAGAGACCGUGGCAGUGGCAGCCCAUCACCAUCACGCUGGUGGAGAAGGUGCAGAUCAUCGCCGUGUUCCUGGGCUCGCUCUUCCUGGUGGCCAGCAUCUCCUGGCUGCUCUGGUCGGCUCUCAGCCCGCAGGCCGUCUGGCAGCGCAGAGACGUCCUCUUCCAGAUCUGCUACGGCAUGUACGGCUUCAUGGACCUGGUCUGCGUAGGCCUUAUUGUCCACGAGGGGGCAGCAGUGUACAACGUGUUCCUGCGCUGGCGCGCCGUGAAUCUCCACUGGGACGUCCAGAGUUACGACAAGGCCAAGGACCUGGAGGAGACGAGCACCGGCCCCUCCUCGCUGGGCCCCAGGACGCUCUGGUUGCCGCUGGAAACCUUCGGGCCCAGCGGGCCGCUGCACGCCACGCAGCUGGGGUCCCGGCCCUGGACCUGCCCCUGGACCUGCCCCUGGACCUGCCUCUGCCUCUGCCUGGCCCCGUUCUGCCCCGGACUGCUGCCCGGACACAGCCGGAGCCAGGACGCGGACUCGGGGGAGGUGGUCAUCCGCGUGACGUCGGUCUGAGCCUCGACAGGUGAAACUUUACCUGACCGUUCAUCCGCGUGACGUCAGCCUGGGCCUUGGCAGGUCUUGAAGCUUUAGUCUGAACGUUCCUGCAUUUAUUGGUUGCUGCUUUCCCGGUAUUGACGGUAUUUCCGGUGUUCCCGGUAUUUCCGGUGAUGCCGGUAUUUCCGGUGCUGCCGGUAUUUCCGGGUUGUCGGGGCCGGUCCCCAAGCCAAGCUCAGCCAGAUAAAAAUGGACGUGUUCGGUUGGCACUGUGACGUAAUCCUGACAUCCAUCUUGAACAUCGUAGCAUAAAGACCGAACUGUUGCGUUACAUCCGGGUUCUCUGGUUUCGGUUUCUUUGAGGACCGGAACCAGAGCUGGCUCUUUAGGAUUUAAAGGAAAACCAUAAAAAGGUUAUAAAGUUUCGUGCCAAGUCGUUUUGUCGGGAAUUUGUUGGCUGUUUCAAACUCUCUGACGCAGAAUGACGUCACAAACUAAUUUCUUCUUCUCUGAGGAAACAACUUCCUGUUUUGGUUCUUGGGUUUCACC